This is a messenger RNA of Dreissena polymorpha, 549 nucleotides long. RefSeq lists its product as uncharacterized. Lineage: Eukaryota; Metazoa; Mollusca; Bivalvia; Myida; Dreissenidae. The record is from RefSeq and is a predicted model, not a curated record. The transcript has 4 exons. The coding region runs from base 1 to 549 and encodes 182 amino acids.
AUGAAUAACGAACUCAAUGUGAAAAUCAAUAACAUGCAGCGAAUUCAAGAACAGUCUGGAGUGUUCCUUCGGAAAUCCUGGAAGUUAUCUGAGAAGGCCAAUGGUAUAGCUAAACUUUUAGGCAUGGGUUCCAGUGAAGUUAUCUGUCUCGUAAAUGAGAAUUUGUUUGGAGAGUUCAGCGAAAUGGAGCCUACCAGACUGGGUUGUCCAAAGGCCAUUGCAAUACCUCGUCUCAUGGCGUAUGUUACAAUAAUUCUGCAUUACAGAUGUGAUCCUUCAGACAGAGUAUUUCACAUGAACACUACACGGAAGUCCGUAUACCAGAGAGAACCGAUCCUGACCAGUACAUCUUGGAGCCAAGACAACAGCAACAUAGACGAAUUCAUACAGACAAGAGGAGCGUCCAUGAAGUCGACAGUUAUUGCUUUACGUGAUCAUGAAUUCGACAAAAAGAAAAGGUCAAGGAAGAAAAGGACUUCCAAACGCAGUGAUGUGUCAAAACCGCUGGCAGUUGCUAGAGAUGUGGAACCGAUACACAGGCACCAUUAA